CUCGGCUCAAGGAUCGCGACAGAUCUCCGCGACCUGUCCUUCUUUCUUACGUAAACUGAACCCUCAACGAAACGCGUGCAUGGCUGAAGCGCAAGUGCCAAAGAACCAGGGCAUCCCAAGAUGUACGUGCUUCCUUUUCGUGGGAGCGAUUACGUGUCACACCAUGGUCCUCAUUGGCAACAUCACAACAGCUCAGAUGGUGAACGGCCUUGGUAAGUCUGCGAGCGGCUGGGGGAGCGUGGCUUCGAGCGUGUCGCACUCGCUAGACACUGAGCUGAACCCAGCCAUGCUGCAGGUCACGCAGUGGCUCACUACUUCCAUCGACGCCAUCAAAGAGUUCCAGCACGGUGUUGACACCCUGCUGAACGUUGCGGGCUCUACCAUUGAUGGUACCGUGAAAUUUUACGACCCAAAGAAGGUCGACGAGCAAAGCUUCAAGGCCAACGCCAAGCAGCACAUCCAGGUGGUCGCGCAGAAGGCUUUGGUCAAGGUGCAGCCUUUGACGCACAAGGUGAUGGAAUCUCUGCAGCCCGCCCUGGCCCAAGUGGGAGACUGGCUGGAGUCUUUCAGCGCCAAGAUCCAGGAUACCCUCGAGGAGUUUGGCACAGUCACCGACAGAUCCCAGAAGCUCGUUGACCAGGUCAUGGGGCAAGUGGCCUCUUCAGGUGGCAUGUACGAGGAGAUGGUUUGGGACACUUACCACAUGUUCGAUCCAUUCGAUGAUGGCAUCUCGCUGACCGAGUUGCACAAUGCAGCUGACCAGUACGGCAUCUCUGCUCUUCAGGGUGAGAAGGCAGCGCACCUGAUGGAAACGUACGACACCAGUGGGGAUGGCAGCAUCGGCAUCAACGAGUACGAGCAGCUGGUCACAGAUCCUUCUCUGCCAGGCUUGAUGACCACCAUCCUCAGAAACUACGCCAAGAAAUUGGGGGGCAUCGCUUCAUCCCUCGGAGCUGCCAAAAUGAGGGCCGAGGUUGCAACGGUGAUUGUUGAGUACUUGACCCUGGUGUGCACCAAGAACCUCACGAAGGUGGGAUGGAUCAGCGGAGACCUGGUGAACGGGGAGCUCCCGCUGGAGUUCACUGCAGACCUCUUUUAUGAGUUCUACCAGGCCAAGAUGUCCCCCAACAACUUGUCUCCCAUAGACGUAGGCUCAAUGAUCCUUAACUACACGGUGAAGGACAACCCCAAGCACACCGUUGCAGCAGUGGACUUGCUGGCGUCCCCAGACUUCUUCGCUUCGGAGGGCUUCGAUAUCAGCAUCGAGGACGAGACCAUUUUCCAGGUGGUCAGCUGGCUGGAGAUGUCAAAGGAGGGACAGGACGCCCUCAAGAGGUAUGCCGAGAUCAAGCCGCAGCCCGGGCAAAGCUACGCGGAGACGUACAGAGAUACGGUGAUUCAGAGGGAGCAGAAGUACACAGCACUUCACGGGACUCAGAACGUGGAAUUCCAGGCUCAGUCGUCCCAGACUCUCAGGGACGUGCUGCUGGGCGGCUCUGCAGCGUCAAGUGCUGCAGAUGACCCGCAGGCGCAGGCGGCGUCCGGGUCCUCGGUGCCCGCGAAGCCGGAGACGCUGCGCUGGGCCCAGGAGCUGAAGGCGAACGCCACCCGCUCCGCGACGGACUUCAACAACCAGUGCUAUGCCUACUCGGGCACCAGCUCCAAUCCGCUAGAUUCCCUUUGCAACAGCAUGAACGGUAUGGUCAAGAAGACGCAGAGCUUCCUGACGUUGAUGGAGAAGGUGGCAGGCCCGGGUGGAAAGGAGUUCCUGGACAAGCAGGCGGACCUCUUCCUGAACGGCACGGUGGAUGACAUCAUGAUGGUGUCGGACGUCAUCCUGGACAAGAGCAUAGACACGGUGAAGUGUGCCAACGGGGAUACGGCGGCCUGCAACUCGCAGAGCAUCGACCCCGACCUGAACAUGAAGCUGACGGGGGCAAUGACCUUUGUCACCAGCGACCUGAAGAACUUGCAGGGCAUCCUCCCGCAGGUCCUCAAGAACCUGGACUUCGCCAAGAAGGAGGUCUCAUCUGUUUCCGGGGUGAUCACCUCCGUGUCCCAGAUCCUGGGCCUGAAAGCGCCGCCGCUCAUGGAGCAGAUCUCAAAGCUCUAUAAGACUUUGUGGAUUGUGUACUUUGUGUUCUUCUUCCUCUUCAGCUUUGGCAUGCUGUUCUACGGCUUCUGGUCCAAUGGAUUCUUUGGCGGCCCACAGGUCGAGGCGGCCGCAAGCUCGGAGCCGCCUCAGACCUUCGGGCAGCGGCUGGCGACCUGCUGCUCCAGCUGCCUCGCCUGCGUCAGGGGCUGCACCUCAGGGCACCUCUGCUUCUGGUCAAUGCUGCUGUUGGGCCAGAUCCUGGUGCUGGUGCUGUUCUUGGUGUCUUUGGUCAUCUGCUUGAUCACCGGCCUCCAAGCGUUCUUGGGCGCUGGCUGCUCCAAAGUCUACUUGCUGGGCGAUCAGAAUGUUUGCUCAGCAGUUCUCUCAAUCUUUCAGAUCUUCUUGAAGACUUUUGGUUUCAAUGAGCCGUUCGCUGACACCUGCGUGGACCGAAAUUUGAUGACCUGCAAAGUUAUCCGCGACGCGACGGCCCGUACUGCGCUGGUGGCGAUCAUUGGGGGCUUGCUGGCUUCCGUGUUUUCCUUCCAGAUGCUGCUGGACUCUGCCACCAAGCAUGAGCGCGCGAGAUGCAUCCGAGUCAUGCAGGAGGAGGGGUUGAUGAAGGAAGAGUGAGUGAUUCGAGCAUCGGAUUUUGCAAGAUCUCUGGCCAGUGGGCUCACGUAAAUGUGCCGCUCCGUGGUU
Messenger RNA from Effrenium voratum, 2797 nucleotides. Lineage: Eukaryota; Dinophyceae; Suessiales; Symbiodiniaceae. The record is from the annotation of a GenBank genome assembly.